Messenger RNA from Miscanthus lutarioriparius, 423 nucleotides. The record is from the annotation of a GenBank genome assembly. Lineage: Eukaryota; Viridiplantae; Streptophyta; Magnoliopsida; Poales; Poaceae.
AUGAUAAGGUCGUUGAAAUGUCAAGUCACUAAUGAUAAACCUAUUCAGAGCAAAGUAACUAAUGGUAAUGUCAUUGAGGACAGAGAGAUUGAAGAUAGGAAAGCUUCAGUUGCAAAAAAUUCAGUUUCUGAGCUUCCGCUUGUUUCAAAAUCUUGUGGCAAUGAUGUUUCAAGCAGAAGUUGUCCUCUUCGUGCUGGUGGACAUGAGUGUGGAUGUUUACCAGUGUUGGCAAAAUUGGUGAUGAAGCAUUGCGUAGCUCAUUUAGAUAUUGCCAUGUUUAAUGCCAUCCUUCGUGAAUCAAAGAAUGAGAUACCCACGGAUACUAUAUCUGACCCAAUUGUGGACUCAAGAGUUCUGCCGAUUCUAGCUGGCGACUUAAGCUUUGGAUCAGGCACACAGCUUAAGAACUCUGUAUGUGCUUAA